AUGCUUGGCUCGGUACUCAAUUUGCACAAGAAGAAGAAUGUCGAGAGUAAUUAAAGUGAUUAACCAACCAUCUCUGCAAGUCCAGGGAUCUCGAAUCCUUUCUUUUUCGUUACCGCAAAGGCCGCCCAACUUAUUGUGACCUGGAAUCUGUUUUGGUUUCAGUUUUCGGUCCCCGUCCUAGCCUCCAGGCCCCAAAAAAGGAUGGGACGAACCGAGUUUAUGCGCGAGAGAAUGGCCAAGUGAGUGAAGCUUGGCCAAAAAACAAAUCCUCCACGCGAAGAUGCCCUGGGGUUAAUUAAGCUCGGCCCUUUGUUUUCUACACUUGGCCCGACUUUUCAUCUAAUAAUCCGCACUUCCGCUCAGGGUUAUGGGCUCUUUAAUCCGCGUCCAAUCCUUUGGAAUGGGUCAUGCAAUAAGGCUAAGUGCUGUUCGAAUGACGGGUAUUAAUAGGGGAAUGAGGACAUGUUCUUUUCAGGAGACUUUUCUCCACGGAUUGCAUGACUUGUAUAAGACUUGCUAGUGACUGCUUGACACUUGUUUGUUGAUUGUGUUCGUGUUCUUGUUGUAAAUGGACAACGGUUUAGUUGUUUGCAGUUAAUCACGGACUGUUGUCACUUCACACAUCUUCUGCUUCCUCCUUGGAUAUUCAGAGGAAGACGGAGAAGAUCGGCUUCCGGCUGAGAGCCGGUUUUGUGUCCUUUCUGGCCAUCUGAAUUGGAGAUUUGCUGCCAGAAAAGAAAGGGGAUGUGCUCAGUGUAACCUCGGGGGUGCCAUCAUGUUCUACGCUUGCCUCGCCGUGCUGAUCUUGUUCGGGAUCAUGUGUUUUUGUGUGACCAUCGCCAUUAUCGACUUGGAGGCCUACAAUUUCGGGUUAUAUAUUGUCUUACUUUGCAUUGUUGGUAUGUUUUAUCUUCCCAAGACGAUUUGUACGCCUACUCCUGCCGUCAAAAAUUGUUUUGUAGGGACAAUGCUAGCAUGUGCCUUGUGCAUAGCCAACCCAAAUGCAUGUCCCAAUCCGGUCUGGUACUCUAAUUUCUGUCUUAUGUUACAAGUAAGUGCAGCCCUAUUUAUAUUCAAUUCCCUUCUAGGAGAUGUACCCUGCGCCGGAUGGGACAUCCAGCCCUAAGAUGACAGGUCUGCGGUCGAGAAUGAUGGCCAUGCAGACAGCCAGUGCCACACAUCACAGCACCACAAAUGAUGAUGGGAAAUUGCCCGUCAGGUCGGUCUUCAGACCCGCUUUUAAGUAUAGGAUGUAAUGAAUAUCACUCGAUAUGACAAGUUCUUUUCAGGAACGAAUCACGCGCCACAGUAGCCAUGUUGGCUCCCGCAGUUCAUAUUAUGCAUCAGGUCUGGAAGGGAAUGGCCUGGGUGGCCGAUGGGAUCGAUGAGGAUGACGAGGACCCCACCAGAAGCUAUGACAACCUUGAGGUGGGACAAUCCACCAGUGAUUCUGAUGCCAUCAACAUGAAGAGACUAUCUACGGUAAUCGAACACGACCAGGUAAUCGGAAUCCAAACUAAAACCCUCCUUUAGGAAGAAUUGGGAAGUGAUUUCGCCUCCUGUCAUGAUGUAAUGGUAUGA
Bursaphelenchus xylophilus (pine wood nematode) is the source of this 1581-nucleotide messenger RNA. NCBI's taxonomy places the organism in Eukaryota, Metazoa, Nematoda, Chromadorea, Rhabditida, Aphelenchoididae. The record is from the annotation of a GenBank genome assembly.